CCAGUAGAAUUAGUGAGGAGUCUCUUUAACCACGUAAAAAGUGGACAAUCUUCGCGUAUCUUCUCCUCGCCUGGGGCGUGCUUUGUAUGCGUCCCGUUACGUCGACCUCUCAAGACUGGUUUUAGAAAUGUGCACCUCCACUCACCGCCACUCGCCGACAGGACUCGAUCCCAGUACCAGGCAAUCAUAAACAUGAAGCAUUUACUCUUCCUCGUGCUAACGGUGGUGGCGACCUGUUGUGCCCAGCAGCAGUACUACAACCGCUAUGACAACGUCAACGCUGACUCCAUCGUCCAGAACGAGCGAGUGCUGCUCGCCUACUACAAGUGUGUUAUGGACAAAGGACCUUGCACUAAGGAUGGAAGAAACUUCAAAAGAGUGCUCCCCGAGACGCUGUCCACUGCAUGCGCGCGCUGCUCACCCAAACAGAAGGUGAUCGUGCGCACGCUGCUCCUCGGCAUCAGGGCCAAGAGCGAGCCGCGUUUCAACGAUCUGCUGGAUAAGUACGACCCUGACCGCUCCAACCGGGACGACCUUUAUAAGUUCCUGGUCACUGGCAACUAAUAAAAGCAAUAAAAUCUGGUAAAGAACUUGUAACAUGGCAAAUUCUCUAGAAAAUUUUACCAGCAAAAACAAAAGACGAGUGAUAAAGGCAUACAUUUUAUCACCGGCCAGUACGCGCGGUGGCUACAUCUUGCAACAGGGCUAAGAUGGCGGGCUCUUUAUCGUUUGUCACCAUGUCUGUCACGUUCUAACAAGUAUGUAAGUGUGAAAGUGACGCAUGACAUAACAGGUGAUAAAACGCGACCAAGAUACCGCUGCAGGUUUGCCAUGUUAUAAACUGAUCAACUCUAAAGUAAAAAGGAACCGCUCUUAACAAAGAUCGAUUUGGCGCCAUUUGCACCAUCCCACUAAACCGGGGUUAACCGGCUAAACCAUUAACCCAGUGUGAAAUUGUACUGUUAACCAUAGUAACUCCAGUUUUAAACGGUUAACCCCGGGUUAGUGAAUGGUGCAAGUGGGCCUAAGGGGCGCUGUUCAAUAAUAGUCAGCUAUUACUGACAUUUUACUUGCCUCCAGUGAAAAUGUUAUACUGGAUAAACUGAACUCUGCACAUGUUGGUUCCAAUUUUGAAUCUUGCUGACAUCGUCAGUGGUGUCUUUUACGCGUAGGUAGUAUUUUCUAUGGUCUCAUUGUAUGCAAAAUUUUACGGAUAUCCGUCAUUCAAUGUGAAAGUGGAACAAACUUGUCUUCUUGUUUUUAUUCAAGCUGUUUUGGUGCUAUUAAUAUAACGGUAUUUUAUGUUUGAAUAUCCGUUAAUUCAUAGGAACGUAGGUUAUUUAAUAUUUUCCAAACCGAGUAACAGUAUUUGUAUUUAUUGUGUUUUGCUAUUAUUUUUGCGAAGGUUAAAGUAGGUACAUAUCAUGACAGAUUUUUAUUUAUACAAAGUAUAUUUAUUCUAACUAUACGGAAUUGGAACUGUUAUUAUAUGUUCUAAGCUCUUUUAGUAGUCUAACUCUGUUCUUGUGGAUAAGUUUUGCUAAACAAUCAAAUUAAAAAUAGUAUUCAUAAUAAUAAAAGCUACUGAGAGUAGGUAGUCUAAUAUCUUUACAAUUUUUUAUACUUUAAAUAUGUUGAAGCGUAUUAAGUUAAGGAAUUCAUACAUGGUAAACAAUUAAUUGUCAAGAAAAAUUAGGUUUACUAAAUUUUCAGUAAAUUUACUUGUUGUUGAACUUAUUUAUUGAACUAACAUCCUAAUAACUCUAGAACUAGUUUAAUGUUCCUUUGACUAGAUAUCAUUAUUAUAUUAUGUGUAGUUGUUAUUGUCAUCGACGAGUACUCAAUAAAACUUCAUUGAAAAUUGAAUUUAAAAUGUUUAAAAUGCUUAUGGAUUAUUUUAUAUGCAUUAUUUAAUGACUGUAUAGCUCAGAGUGUGCAUUUAAUAGUAAUUUAAGUCAUAAUUUAUUUAUGUUUUAGAAAUAAGAUUAUUGUAAGAUAAGAUUUUAUUAAAAAUAAAUGAUUUUAAAUUU
Cydia fagiglandana is the source of this 2030-nucleotide messenger RNA. RefSeq names its product ejaculatory bulb-specific protein 3-like (gene CSP14). The record is from RefSeq and is a predicted model, not a curated record. The coding region runs from base 193 to 564 and encodes 123 amino acids. The transcript has 3 exons. NCBI's taxonomy places the organism in Eukaryota, Metazoa, Arthropoda, Insecta, Lepidoptera, Tortricidae.